GUGGGUAAAUUGAGAGAGAAAAUCCAAGAGGUUAAGCAAGAAAGGGAGCAGGAGCAGCAUAAGCACACUGCCUAUGUUUCUGAACUGAAAGCCAAGCUCCACGAGGAGAAAAUGAAGGAACUUCAGAGUGUCAGAGAGCUACUGAUCCGGCAGCACGAGCAGGAGGUGGCGAGAAUGGUGAAAAUCAAAGAUGGUGAAAUUCAGCGUUUGCAGUCAACAGUCAAUGUCCUGCGGGACGGGGCGGCUGACAAAGUGAAGACGGCACUGCUGAGUGAAGCAAAGGAGGAGGCUCGCAAGGCCUUCGACGGUGAACGGAUGAAGUUGCAACAGGAGAUCUUGGAGCUGAAAUCUGGCAAAAAGCAGCUUGAAGAAGCUUUGAACAACAUUAUGCAGGCAGAUAAAAUGAAAGCUGCUGACCUGCGCACGGCUUAUCAGUCCCAUCAGGAUGAGAUUAAUAGAAUAAAGCGGGAAUGUGAGAGAGAGAUCCGCAGGCUGAUGGAUGAGAUAAAAGGCAAAGACAGAGUGAUUCUGGCUCUGGAGAAAGACCUCGGUGUCCAGGCAGGCCAUACACAGAAACUGCUCCUUCAGAAAGAAGCUUUGGAUGAACAGCUUGUCCAAGUGAAGGAGGCAGAACGAUACCACAGUAGUCCUAAGAGAGAGCUUCCUGCAGGAGUGGGGGAUAUCACUGAAAUGAUGGGAAGCCCGGAGCAGCAUUUGGAUGAACGAGAUGUGCGGAGAUUUCAGUUAAAAAUUGCUGAACUGAAUGCUGUAAUAAGGAAGCUGGAAGACAGAAAUACUCUCUUAGCAGAUGAAAGAAAUGAACUGCUGAAACGUUCUCGGGAGACAGAAAGUCAGCUGAAGCCUUUGGUAGAAAAAAAUAAGAGGAUGAGCAAAAAAAAUGAUGAUAUGUUGCAAUGUAUCCAGAGAAUGGAAGAGAAAAUAAAAAAUCUAUCAAGGGAAAAUGUAGAAUUGAAAGAGAAGUUAUCUGCACAACCAGCACUGAAGAGGCACACGUCUUUGAAUGAUCUCAGCAGCACGCGGGAGGAACAAGAAAUUGAAUUCCUUAGACUGCAAGUCAAAGAACAGCAGCAUGUUAUUGAUGAUCUCACAGUGGAAAGGGAACGGUUAUUACGGUCUAAAAAACAGAAGAGGAAAAGCCUGAAACCUCCAAAGAGGCAUGUUGUGGAGACAUUUUUUGGAUUUGAUGAAGAAUCUCUUGAUUCAGAAACAUCAUCUAUAACUUCAUAUAACACAGAUAAAACAGACAGGACACCAGCAACACCAGAAGAAGAUUUGGAAGAUAAUACGCCUAAAGAAGAAGCUGAACUAAGGUUCUGCCAGCUAACAAGAGAGUAUCAGGCUUUGCAAAGAGCAUAUGCAUUGCUUCAAGAACAAGUUGGUGGAACCCUGGAUGCAGAGAGAGAAGCAAGGACUCGUGAACAACUGCAAACUGAUCUUCUCAGGUGUCAGGCAAAAAUUGAGGACCUGGAGAAAGCUCUAAUCGAGAAAGGACAGGAUUCAAAAUGGGUAGAAGAAAAGCAGCUGUUAAUCAGAACAAAUCAGGAGUUGCUAGAGAAGAUUUACAGAAUGGAACAAGAAGAGCAUCAGCUGAAGAACGAGAUGCAAGAUGCAAAAGACCAGAACGAGCUGUUAGAAUUCAGAGUGCUAGAGCUUGAAGAGAGAGAACGAAGGUCGCCGGCAUUUAAUCUUCAUAUAACCACCUUCCCUGAACACAAUGGAAGUGCACUUCAACUGUUCUGUCAACAGGAAGGAAUAAAGGAUGUGAAUAUAUCUGAACUUAUGAAGAAGCUAGAUAUUCUUGGAGAUAAUGGGAAUUUGAGAAAUGAAGAACAGGUUGCAAUAAUCCAAGCUGGGACUGUGCUUUCCCUCUGUGAAAAGUGGUUAAAACAGAUAGAGGGGACAGAAGCUGCACUGACACAGAAGAUGUUAGACCUGGAGAAUGAAAAGGACCUGUUCAGUAAGCAGAAGGGUUAUUUAGAGGAAGAACUCGACUACAGGAAGCAAGCUCUGGACCAGGCAUACAUGAAAAUCCAGGAGCUGGAAGCCACGCUGUAUAAUGCCCUGCAGCAGGAUCCAGGAAGGCGGGCAAGUGAGUCGCUGACCGAAGCCCAGAGGGAGGAUUUGCGAGCUGCAGUGGAGAAGGUGCGGCGGCAGAUCCUGAGGCAAAGCCGUGAGUUUGACAGCCAGAUCUUGCACGAGCGAAUGGAGCUGCUGCAGCAGGCACAGCAG
This is a messenger RNA of Fulmarus glacialis (Northern fulmar), 2250 nucleotides long. It is a transcript of the gene JAKMIP1, whose product is annotated as janus kinase and microtubule interacting protein 1. The annotation marks the transcript as partial. The transcript has 17 exons. NCBI's taxonomy places the organism in Eukaryota, Metazoa, Chordata, Aves, Procellariiformes, Procellariidae. Gene Ontology annotation, molecular function: microtubule binding; GABA receptor binding; kinase binding. The record is from RefSeq and is a predicted model, not a curated record.